Messenger RNA from Geodia barretti, 328 nucleotides. NCBI's taxonomy places the organism in Eukaryota, Metazoa, Porifera, Demospongiae, Tetractinellida, Geodiidae. The record is from the annotation of a GenBank genome assembly.
UCCUUCUUCGCGAUCCUCUUCAGCUGGCAGUAUGUCUGCUGUAACUGCCUCUGGAGCCGGGAAUGCGGCUCUGCUGGACCAGUUCCGCAGGCUCAGCGAGAAAGAGCAACACGAACACAUACUCAGCCUACUCGAACUCGUAGAGGUACACGAGCUGCGCAGCCUGUACAACAGGAUACGGGUGCUGCUGUCGUUCGACAUUCUGUCCCAGUUGCCGGUCGAGCUCUCGGCCAUGGUGCUCUCCUAUCUGGACGCCAGGCUCCUCUGCGCCGUCGCCAGGUGUUGCCACAACUGGAGAACCACGGCCAAUCGAGACGAGCUCUGGUAG